UAACUAAAGCUUCUUGUUUCAGAGACAAUGCGUAGAUUUCGCCCUCAAGGCUCGACCAAUCCGUCGUUACAUUCCGACCCAUCGACUUCAGUUUCACAUCUGGAGAGUAGUUACAUCCCAACCAUUUGAAUAUCUCAUCUUUGCGUUUAUUACUGGCAAUACCAUUCUACUCAUGAUGCAGUAUUUCAAUGAACCCAAACUGUAUACAAGAGUGCUUGAUGGAUUCAAUAUUGGCUUCACAUCUGUAUUUUUACUGGAGUGUAUACUAAAACUAUUUGCCUUUAAACCUAAGAACUAUUUCCUGGACAGAUGGAAUCUCUUUGACUUUGUUGUUGUCAUUGGUAGUGUGGUCGACAUCACGAUGAAUGAAGUAUCGAGUGAACAGAUGUUUGCCUUUGGGUUUUUCCGAUUGUUCCGUGCACUUCGUCUUGUCAAGCUAUUGAAUCAAGGCUCAGGUAUAAAGACUCUUUUAUGGACGUUCCUUAAAUCUUUCCAGGCUCUGCCGUACGUUGGUCUUCUUAUCAUCAUGACCUUCUUUAUCUACGCGGUGGUUGGAAUGCAGAUGUUUGGACGAAUAGCAGUCGAUGACGACACACAAAUUAAUCGCAAUAAUAACUUCCAGACCUUUCCUCAGUCCUUGAUGGUGUUGUUCAGAUCUGCAACUGGUGAGAACUGGCAGUUGAUUAUGUUAGCCUGUUCCAAUUCUCCUGACGUGAAAUGUGACGCAAAGGCUUACCCCAAGGAAGACGAUGGACUCUGCGGGUCUCCGUUCGCCUUUUUCUACUUUGUUUCUUUCGUUAUUAUUUGUUCCUUUUUGAUUAUUAACUUGUUCGUAGCCGUUAUUAUGGAUAAUUUUGACUAUCUUACACGAGAUUGGUCAAUCCUUGGUCCUCAUCAUCUAGAUGAAUUUGUCAGGGUGUGGUCGGAGUACGAUCCAGAAGCGAGUGGUUGUGUAAAACACUUGGAUAUCGUGACAGUACUCAAAAGAAUAGCUCCUCCUCUUGGAUUUGGGAAAUUCUGCCCCCAUAGAGAGGCCUGCAAGCGUCUUGUUAGUAUGAACAUGCCAUUGAACAGGGACGGCACGGUAAAUUUCAACGCGACCUUAUUUGGUUUGGUUCGAACUUCACUGAACAUCAAGAGACCCGAAGGCAAGGGUUCUUUGGAAAAGGCAAAUGAAGAGAUGAGAGCCAUUAUUAUGAAGGUUUGGCCCAAAACAUCGCCAGAAUUCCUGGACACAAUUGUUCA
Molecule: messenger RNA, 1245 nt
Organism: Exaiptasia diaphana
Lineage: Eukaryota; Metazoa; Cnidaria; Anthozoa; Actiniaria; Aiptasiidae
Product: voltage-dependent L-type calcium channel subunit alpha-1D
Exons: 11
Biological process (GO): calcium ion import across plasma membrane
Cellular component (GO): voltage-gated calcium channel complex; membrane
Molecular function (GO): high voltage-gated calcium channel activity
Source: RefSeq, a predicted model, not a curated record